UAUACAUAUAUUAUUGCGCGCGUGUGUCGCUGGUUUACUAGUGCCACGUUGGCAAUCGAGUUUCUAGCGCUGCAUAAUUAUCGCCAAGAGAACUUGUAAAUUGCGUCAGUUUUUGUACCGGUGUCUUCAGACAAUAACGGACAUUGAAAAUGUGAAAAAAUGUCGACGUGAAAAUAGUGUCCAGGUGCAAAGCGGUUCGCGCGGACGGUGCGCUCCAAGGUGGGGCGAGGGCAGGUUCGAGUGAAUUGUCGGCUCUUCCUCGAAUUACAAUUUUACAUUGGCCAGCGACGAUCGUAUACGUAUAAUCGAAUGCUAAGCUAGCGCAUCGCUACCGAUAUAGCGUCGUAUGGUCGGUGGCUCAGUUUAAUGGCAGCGUGAGAAAUUAGUGCGAUCACACGGUUAUAAUUGGGAGUUCGAUAUAUACCAAAUCAGAUAGUAAUGUCGUCAGAUAUGAACCUGUUCGAUUUGCUAGAAGACACGUUUCUUAAAGGGGACGUUAAGGAUGAGCUAUUCGUUGAUAAUUAUGGCGACGAUGUCAUCACGGCGGAGGAAUGUCCGACGAAUCCCGACGACUUAUUUGCCUCGAUCUUGAAGAUGGAGGAUGAUUCGCAACUCGAUUUCAACUUGAUCGGCAAGGAUCUGGAAACAGUCCCGUCCUCUUCGUCGGACAGUGGACUUUCCAGUAUAUUGAGUCUUCCCUACGAACAGCAAUUGAGUCCGUUUUUGUCGAGGACGGAUAAUAAUGCGGAGGAGCAGAUCGAGAUCAGCAAUUCCGAUUUGAGCAGUCCACAAGACUAUGUAGAUUUCGAACCUGCAGCUAGUCCGUCUCUGGGCAGUAUGGACAGCCCCGUCAGAUCUGUCAUGAGUUCUAAUAUUGGUUCACCAGCCACUGACGUGGUCGAAGAGAUGGACUAUGAACAAACUCUGGUUGCUGUUGUAACGCCAAACAAUACUAUGUCAAACACAAACACUACUAUUGCCACAGAGCAAUCGAUUUUUGACAUUGACCCAGCACCUAAACAAGAAAUUCGUAUUACGCCACAGGAAAAUACUAUGAAUGUUCGCAAUUUGGCAUGUAAUGGAAAGCAGAAUAUUCGACAAUUGAUCCGCGUCACUCCUGUGGGUAAUGGCUCUGGUAAUCCACGGUCUAUUUUAUUGCCAGUGAGUCUGAAAGACAUGAAGGAAGUUCGAACUAUUAAAAUCAUGACAGCCACUCAAGCGAAAAAUCUGAAAGGCUUUAAAAUCAAUCAAGCAAACAUUAUCAAUAAACCUGUUCAGAUGACUAUUAAGCAAGAGGAUUCCAGCAGUGAUAAAAGUUCCAACUCGAGUGACGAGGUGCCGUCGGAAACGGAUUCACCUUAUCCGCGGCUCAAGUUAAACUCCGAAGAGAAGCGACUAUUGCAAAAAGAGGGCAUCACAUUGCCAAGUCAUUAUCCAUUGACCAAGCAUGAAGAGCGUGAAUUAAAGAGAAUCAGACGUAAAAUUCGUAACAAGAUAUCCGCGCAAGAUUCUCGUAAGAGAAAAAAGGAAUACGUGGAUGGCUUGGAGGAUCGUGUGAAACAGUGCACGGAGGAAAAUAUAAGUUUGCUGAAGCGGAUCAAGGUCUUACAGUCGCAAAAUCAAAGUCUGGCCGGUCAAUUAAAGAGACUACAAACGCUUAUACAAAAAGGCAACAAGAGCGCCCAACCAGCAACUUGUCUAAUGGUCUUGCUGCUUUCGUUAGCUCUCGUCGCUUUACCGAACUUGCGACCACACUCCAACAAUAAUAAUAACGAUCUAACUCAAAAGCAGGAGCAAUCAGAGAAAGCAUCAUUGGCGGGCCGCUCGAGGACUUUAUUGUAUACAAAGCAAUUAAUGGACGAAGAACUACAGCAAUAUGGCGAAGAGCUGUUGCAAGAAGUUGAAGGCCUCUUAGACCAUGAUUACAGUCCGGUAAUGCAGAUGCCUGUUUAUAAACGUGCCCGCAUUGACAAUGAAGUCGCAACUAAGUACAUCUCUUCUAUGAACCAUGUGGGAGGAACGCUUGGUUUAAAACCAUAUCUUACUAUUUCAAAAACAAAUAAACAGUAUAUCGAGCCACCAUUGGACGAUAUAUGGCCACCGCCAAAUCCUGGCGGACGGAAGACAGUCAAAGUAAUAAACAAGAUUGAGACUCUUACUAACGAAUUCAAAAUCAACAUCUCUGAUACUGAAGGCACUAGAACAGUUCUUGUCCAGAUGCCUCAUGAUAAAUAAAAUAAAAUACGUUUCUCGCAAUGGUGCACCAUGCUUGAUAAUCCAUGAAAAGUAAGCAGAAACCAUAUGUAAGGUAACAUUAGAACAGCAACGACAAACGGGACAAAUAUGUUUCCUUCGUUUUAAAAUAUUACUAAUGCCCAAUUGUUCUAGCAAAUCUUUUAUAUCCGAAACAAUAGCUACAUUCAGAAAAUACAAUGGUUAUGCAACUAUUGAGUAACAAUUGUCUAACUAUUGUUAUAUGUCUAUAGAUCUAACGAUAUCAAAAUAAUUUUUUAAAAGCUAAUCUCAAUUAUAGUGUUUUUUAAAUGUAGAGUCAAUAUAUUUUUCAAAUAUAUUUGCUAUUGACUUUAUUAUUUACUUUAUAAUAUAACAAUUUAUUUAAUAUUAAUCUGUAAACCGCAAGCGACCAUAGCUAAACAUUUUUGCAAGAAAAAAUUUAUAUAUAUUUUCUUUGGGUAAUAUGAUCUAUAUACAUAUAUAAUGUGGAAAUUUUAUAGAAAUUGUCCAAGAAUUUUUAAAGAUUAGACAAUAUAUAUUAAAUAUUUAUUUAUGAAAGCUAUAUAUAAAUACUUAUGAGAGUCUUAUGAUUAUAAGCAUUACUCAUAAUUUUUGAAAUUAUAUAUGAAAAAGAUUUUUGUAAAUAAUUAUAAUGUUUGUCAUAAAAUUUGUUAUACAUUAUUAUAGCUUUAAUGAUAAAUGCAAUAUAGCUCUAUAAUUAAUAAAGAUAUAAGAUAAGCAUGUGAAUUAUACAUUUACAAUUAGUUAUAUGUAAAUAUAUUCACACAUAUGUGAAUGAUAUCUACGUCAAAAAAAAAAGUAUAAACAUAUAAUAAUAGGAUGGUGUAUGUAUGUGCUAAUGUGUUAAUUAUAUAGUCAAUAGUUUCAAUUUUUUGAUUUUACACUAUCUUUGGAGUCUAUCUCUCAGUUUCAUAUACAUUUAAUAUUGUCACUUUAUAAUCAAAGUAUAGUUUUAAUAUUGCCUAAAACAUUUUGAUGUUUAAUACAAAUCUUUUUUUUUCUAUUUUAUAAGGUUUCUAUUUUGAAGGUAAUAAAAUCGAAGAAAAUUAUAACUUGGUGGUUGAUUAUAAUUAAGUUGUAUUUUGUACAUCGACUUAAGAAUAUCUGUUUAAAAUAUCUGGCAUUAAAUCUUAUAAACUCUAUAAAAUUUGGCUAACUUAUAUUUGUAAAUAGUGUGUUCUUAUAUAUAUGUAAAAUACAAUUUUAUUGAUAGUCUGACCACCAAAUUAUUUUCUUCGAUUAUUAGUAUGUAUAUAUAUAUUUCUAUUUUUCGUCGAUCACACUUCUAUGUGAUAUUUAUCUUAUUAAAAAAAUAAUGUUUAGAAUAUAUAUAUAUAAGUAUCAUGAGCAUAAAAGUUAUGAUAUAUGAUUGUCACGCAGAUGUGACAAUAUAAAUCAUUCAUGUGUGUAAAUCACCCAUGCAAAUAAAGAGUUAAUACAAAAUAAUGAGUAACGAAUUGUUUAACUCCAUAAUUUUGUAUGUAACAAAUAAGACGAAUUGAAACAUGGCAUGGUUUUUGUCGACUUUAAAGACUGUAUUAUAUAAAGAAAGUAUAUUGAUUUUAUUUUAAAAUAUUACUCGCUUAGUAUAAGAAUAAUUUUAUUUUUUAUAUUAAA
Molecule: messenger RNA, 3873 nt
Organism: Formica exsecta
Lineage: Eukaryota; Metazoa; Arthropoda; Insecta; Hymenoptera; Formicidae
Product: cyclic AMP-responsive element-binding protein 3-like protein 1
Exons: 5
Coding region: 439-2235 (598 amino acids)
Biological process (GO): regulation of transcription by RNA polymerase II
Cellular component (GO): nucleus
Molecular function (GO): RNA polymerase II cis-regulatory region sequence-specific DNA binding; DNA-binding transcription factor activity, RNA polymerase II-specific
Source: RefSeq, a predicted model, not a curated record